AUGUUUUUGAUGAUGUAUACAAGGAACAAUAUAAACUGUGCUGAACCCCUAUUUCAGCAGAAUAAGUCACUUAACCUUAAUUUCAAUAUAAAUAAGAAGACAGUCUGGAUUAUUCAUGGAUACAGACCCUUGGGCUCCACUCCUGCAUGGCUUAACAACUUUCUAAGGAUUUUAUUGAAUCAAGAUGACAUUAAUGUAAUUGUUGUAGACUGGAAUAGGGGUGCUACCACUUUCUUUUACAAUAGAGCAGUUAAAAAUACCAGGAAAGUUGCUGUGGGUUUGGGAGAGUGCAUUCACAAUCUUUUGAAGCAUGGAGCAUCUCUUGAAACUUUUCAUUUUAUAGGUGUGAGCUUAGGGGCUCAUAUUAGUGGAUUUGUUGGAAAGAUAUUUCAAGGUCAACUUGGAAGAAUAACAGGCCUUGACCCUGCUGGGCCCAAAUUUGCUGGAAAACCAUCAAAUGACAGAUUAGAUUACACUGAUGCAAAGUUUGUGGAUGUCAUCCAUUCUAAUGCCAAUGGUUUAGGUAUUAAUGAACCAUUGGGACAUAUCGAUUUUUACCCAAAUGGAGGAAGAAAGCAACCUGGCUGUCCAAAAUCAAUUCUUUCAGGAUUUGAAUUUAUCAAAUGUGAUCACCAAAGAGCAGUUUACUUGUUCAUGGCAGCUUUGGAAACAAACUGCAAUUUUAUUUCCUUUCCCUGUCCUUCAUACAAAGAUUACAAGGUUGGUUCUUGCAUGGACUGUGAUGGCUUUAAGGAAAAAUCAUGUCCUAGACUCGCCUAUUAUUUUGUUCUUAGUAUAAUUGUUCGGGAUCAAACCAUGAAGGAAGGGUAUAUUUCAUUUAAAUUAUUAAACCAGCAUGGAAUGAUUGAAGAACCAAGGCUUUAUCAGAAAAACAAAUUAUUUUAUAAACUUCAAGAAGUCAAGAUUCUCGCUCAGUUUUUAAAUGAUGUUGUAAAUAUUUCAAGCAUUGGUUUGAAAUAUAAUCAGAGCUCAAAUCGACAAUGCACUACAUGUAAAUACAGCAUCUAUCGUCUCAAAUUAAAAUCCCUUACGUACCCAGAAAGACCUCCACUUUGCAACUACAAUUUUUUACUUAAAGAAAGAGAAGAAAUCUUUCUUAGUCCAACUAAAUGUGUACCAUAG
This is a messenger RNA of Suncus etruscus (white-toothed pygmy shrew), 1143 nucleotides long. RefSeq names its product lipase I (gene LIPI). The coding region runs from base 1 to 1143 and encodes 380 amino acids. The record is from RefSeq and is a predicted model, not a curated record. The transcript has 8 exons. Gene Ontology annotation, biological process: lipid metabolic process. Gene Ontology annotation, molecular function: lipase activity. Lineage: Eukaryota; Metazoa; Chordata; Mammalia; Eulipotyphla; Soricidae.